AAUUGCUUGGAGAGAGAUGAUAGAUAGCUGUCCGUUUCUCUAUCGGCCAGAUGCUUGUGUAGCACCGUAGCUAGCGUAUAGAAGUUCGAGAUCUUCGACCAACGACAACUUUUCCAAUACUUCUUCUCAUUCCACGAUUCAGACCACAGUCGCCAAUAUGUCCAUGUUCCGGGCGAAAAAGCUGGACCUUGGCUGUUUUGUCAACAUCAAGGUCAUCAGAGACCAUACGAAGAGAAAAGUUUUCGCAGAGCACGAGACAGAAAGACAGGCUCUGCGAUACAUAAUUCGAAAUCUCAGUCUCCCCGCUCGAACACGCGCCCAGGCUGCGUUGCAGUUGACGUCGAUGCAUUGCUAUACUCGACCAACACAGAUUCGAAAUCGUUGCAUUGAGGGUGGGAAAGGCCGAGGUGUGCUGAGGGAUUUUAAGAUGACAAGGUACAACUUCCGAAUGAACGCCCUUGCGGGCUCCCUACCUGGUGUCAAGAAAGCCAGUUGGUAAUGGGAGAUACUUUGUUUGGGAUAAUGGUGGAUUGUGUACGAUAAGAUGUCCAGGCCUGAGGGUGGUUUCUUAGGGUUUCGCCCCCGAUGACCAUCAGGCAGAGCUUCAUGAGCUCCUGCGGAGCACACAAGAUGAAGGAACGUGUAGAAUACAAGGUCGAAAAAAUGGCGUUACGAGGUAUUAUGAACACAGGUCGUCGGAGCUCGGUGACGCAUAAUUUGAGCCCCACUUCCUGAAGCAGCCAAAGUAUCAAUGAUUAUAGCAAGUUUGUACACUUUCUAGCGUGAUUCUGGAACUCCAAGUCUUGAUCCGAAUCUGUUUGUCUGUUUAAUUCUACUUGUC
This is a messenger RNA of Mollisia scopiformis, 841 nucleotides long. Its product is annotated as putative 37S ribosomal protein MRP2, mitochondrial. The record is from RefSeq and is a predicted model, not a curated record. Gene Ontology annotation, biological process: translation. NCBI's taxonomy places the organism in Eukaryota, Fungi, Ascomycota, Leotiomycetes, Helotiales, Mollisiaceae. Gene Ontology annotation, cellular component: mitochondrial small ribosomal subunit; ribosome. The coding region runs from base 158 to 499 and encodes 113 amino acids. Gene Ontology annotation, molecular function: structural constituent of ribosome. The transcript has 4 exons.